GUCACUCGUGCUGACGGUUUGAAUUCAAAAAGGUGUAACGGCGUGUGUUUCUGAAUGUCGAAGUUGCAUAGUGAUGCAUGUUUGGGUUUCUUUCGUGCAAUAAAAACCGAUACUCCUCGCAAAAAGAUCCAGGGAAUAAAAACAAUAACAACAACGUAUAACGAGAUGGCUGAGCAACCCGAGUGGGAGGCUAUCGAGCAGAAGAUGUGCCUGAAAUUCAGGCAGGCGCUCAAGGAACUGCAGCGGGUCUGGGAGGACAUCGGCUGCACCAGGGAGACACGUCAGAUGUAUUACGAGCAGGCCCACAAUCACAUAAAUGAUCUGUUGAAUGACAUGGUAGCGGAGUCCCAGACAAAAAAGCAGCUGUUGCUGGAUAGUAUAAAGGAUCUGUUGAAGCAGACGAGUGUCCUGGCUGCAGAGCUGCAUCUGGAGUUCGAGCCCAAGAGCUACGAUCAUCCCCUGAGCGAGGUGGAGCAGAUGUUGCGCAGCGAGAUGCAGGAUCUGGAACACAUGAAGGAGGAGCGGAUGAUGAUGCUGAAGGAGUUGCUGGCAAAGGAGGAGGAGCUCUGCAAGAAGCUCGGCGUCAAAAAGGUCAACAUCACCGUAGAUGUUUUGCCUACGAAGCAGGAACUCGAGAGUUUCAAGCUGUUUCUGCAGAAACAGGAGAACGAGAAAGUACGUUUGGAGAGUGUCUUCAUGGAUAUACGUCGUCACAUAAUCAGGAUGAUGGACGAGGUGGAUGUAUCCCCAUCCACGUCGUUCCAGCAGUUAAUCUGUGAGAAUCCAGAGGAGUUUGUGCUCAGCGCACAUAACAUGACAAAGUUGAGAGAGUUCAGAGAUGAGUUGAAUGUGCAAGUGGAGGAAACGAAAGGCCGUGUUGAGAAGAUGAAAAGAGAUCUGAUGGCUUUGUGGAAGUAUCUUGAUGAACCUGCUGACGUUUGCCAAAUGUUCCUUGAGAGGUAUUCCGAUUACAGCAGCAACACUAUAAAUGCCCUGAGUGCGGAGAUCAAGCGGUGCAAGGAGAGUAGAAAGGAGAACAUCUUCAAAUACGUGACGCAGAUCAGAUUGGAAUUGAUGAACCUCUGGGAUUUAUGUAGAUACUGCGAAGCGGAGAGGAACACAUUUGCCCCUUUUCACUCCAACACAUUCACAGAGGAUCUUCUGACGUUGCACGUGGAAGUGGAUAGACUUCGCAAAUUUUACAACGAUAAUCAAACGAUAUUCGAGCUUCUGGAGCAGCGCGAAAACCUCAUAAUGAAGAUAAAGGAGAUACUUCAACGCGCGAACAAUCCGGAUCGCUAUCACAAUCGGGGAGGCCAGUUGCUGAUGGAGGAGAAAGAGCGAAAGGUGAUACAGAAGAAAUUACCCAAGAUAGAGGCUGAGUUGCAGCAACUGAUAAACGAAUACGAGGCCAGACACAAUCAGGUGUUCACCAUUUACGGCACGUCCUUGGAGAAUGUUUUGGCAGAGACUUGGGAGAGCAUCAACCAUGAAAAGGAGACGAUAAAGAAGGCGAGGAAGGAAGCGAAGGACAAGUCCAUCAAGAAGUCGCCCUUGAACAGUUCCAAGAAGACCCCGGGCAUGUCCCAUCUCAGCAUUCACCGGGGCCCGACCCCGCUGUCGAAGCGCAAACUCUUCAGUCCUUCCCCGAACUCGUCCAUCAAGCGCAGGAAUAAGAACGGCGAGAAGAUUAAGCCCACUGUAAGCGCGUCUAAGAUCAGAAGAAGCGGAAGGAUUCCCAGGAGCGCCACAGAGGACCCACAGAUCCCCAAGAGUGGGCAGAAGAGGAAGCAAUCCACGUCACCUACCCACAGCAUCACGGAUACGACUUACAAUCAGUUCCAGGGUCAUAUGACGGAAAGGGAGGAGCUCCACAGCUCGAUGCUGCCGGAGCAGAUCCUGAAGAGCUCCAACAGAGCCAAUGUCAACAAGACACCCAUAGUGCGGACACCCAUGAAGCCUCUGAGGAAGAACCUUGGCGUCUCCACGACGCCUGUAGGUCGCGGUUCCGCGCGAAAAGCACCUCACAGUCCGCACAGAAUUAAUAGCACGCCGAAAUUGGCGACAGCACCGAGCAAUUUGCCCUUUAUUUUUUAGAUAAGAUUAAAAAGAAGCUCUCGACUUUCUAUAAUAAACUCUUUUUUUCUGCGAGAACGACUUGGAAGCAACUGAUUUAACGAAGUCUCUCCUCUAUGUAAGAUUAAAAUUCUGCUGUUGGAAGAUCUUUAUUUAUGUAUGUGCACAUAUACAGUACAAAAACGUAUGCAAUUGAUAUUA
This is a messenger RNA of Nylanderia fulva, 2277 nucleotides long. RefSeq names its product protein regulator of cytokinesis 1-like. Gene Ontology annotation, molecular function: microtubule binding. The record is from RefSeq and is a predicted model, not a curated record. Gene Ontology annotation, biological process: mitotic spindle midzone assembly; microtubule cytoskeleton organization. Gene Ontology annotation, cellular component: mitotic spindle midzone; spindle; cytoplasm. Lineage: Eukaryota; Metazoa; Arthropoda; Insecta; Hymenoptera; Formicidae.